AUGACCACGAUCGCGUUGACCCGGCCGGUACAUCCCCACCAUGCCUCUUCGGGUAUGUCAUCGAUCUCCUCAUCCAUCACCCUUGAUAUGGAGAAAAUGGUCAGCCCGGCGCUCCAACCCCAGCCUCCAGCUCCUAUUCCAAACAAGCACGUGCCUAUUUGCCCUCCUGGAUCCCCACCUCCCGCCGACACUGCAACGACUCCUCCACCGUCUCCACCUGGAAAGAGCAGAAAGCACGGUGACAGGUCACAACGGUCCAUCCUGUUCCCGCCUUCACGGUAUCCUCGCGCUGAGCAUGGCCGCUUGGCCCUCUAUACAAUCGACGCCGCCGGUGUCGCCUCCGCGUUGGAUUACAUAUCCCGGCAGCCGCUUCCGGACCCAUCGCUUGUCUUCCCUUGGUUCCAUGGUCUUCACCCGGACAACUCCAUGCAGCAGACAUUCUUCUCGCAGCGCAGGCGUCUGCUGAGAAAAACACCUGCCUGUUUGAGAGGGGUGACCGUCGUUAAGGCAGAUAGCCAACUACAUAUAUCUCGCUUGAAGGGUGCCAUUGCGCCUGGUGAAUUCAUGCAGCUUGAGCCGACUGCCGAGUUCGUUGACGUUGAUCCAAGGGAGGGCUUCUCUGUGCGGAACUUUCAGAUCCAGGCUGCGAAGACCGCCAUGACAUCUGAUAUCAUAGUAUAUGGUGAUGAUAGCGUCGCGGUCGAGAAACUCGGGUGGGAUAUUGCAGCUGCCCAAAAACGGUGGAGAGACCAGCAUGAUCUGGACGGUGACCCGCUGCCCAUCUACAAUACGUUCAUAUGCACGGCCACCUUCUCUACCUUCGAAAAAAUCCACCCCGGAAUUGUGGCUGUCGACUCAAGCGGCCAUCUGACUGGAAACGUGGUCGACUUCUUCCACCAGGAAAGACGGGAGAUGUACGCCAUGACCAUGGCCUCUGAAAUCUCACAUAAUGUCUGGCUUGGCCCCUCGCCCCAGCGAGGCUCGGAAGAGGAGCUGCGGUAUGACAUCCUGAUCGAGUGCAGUGACAUUGGCCGUCUAAAUCCUGACGCUCUGCAUGCACUGGCCAACUUGAAUUGUCCGGAUGGCCAGCCAAUCCAUCUGGAUUUCCCGUCGUCUGGCAUUAUCCCCCCUCCAACUUGGUCACAAGACGAGGCAGAUGCAAUCCUGGAAACCUGCAAGUGCAUCUACCAUCUCGCACACGGCAUCACUUUGGAUCCGUCGACCCUGACCGCCGAUAACGUAUUGGGAUCGGACAAUGACACCGUUGGGACAAACGCACUGGACCCGCUAUCUGACGUCCUCAAUCUUCGCCCGCGGAGGAUACUCAUCCACUGCGCGGAUGGCUAUACCGAAUCUACCAUGCUUGCAAUCGCAUAUUUCAGCUACAGCACUGGACGGCCUGUCCCAGACGCGUGGUUGAAUCUCCAUACGACUAUGCGACGCAACUUCUUUGCAUAUCCCACCGACGUGGCGCUGCUGACGGCCCUUGCACCACGCCUCCUCUGUGCUUCACCAGCAUGCGUUGGAAAGGACCUGGCAGAGAUAACCAACAUGAUACGGGACGAGCCCAGGUGGUUUGCCAAUCUGGACGGCUCAUUCCCGAGCAGAGUUCUGGACUACAUGUAUCUGGGCAACCUCACCCACGCAAACAACCCGGACCUUCUGAGAGCGCUCGGUAUCACCCAGAUCUUGAGUGUAGGGGAGAUGGCCAUGUGGCGAGAGGGAGAGCUGGAGGAAUGGGGAGAAAACAAUGUCUGCGCUGUCCAGGGCGUUCAAGAUAACGGGAUAGAUCCCUUGACGGGAGAUUUUGCGCGGUGUCUCGACUUUAUCGAGCGCGGCCGUCGCAAUGGUACAGCUACCCUCGUACACUGUCGUGUCGGUGUGUCCCGAAGUGCUACUAUUUGCAUCGCCGAAGUUAUGCGGUCAUUGAAGCUCUCUCUUCCCCGGGCGUACUGUUUUGUGCGUGCUCGUAGGUUAAAUGUUAUUAUCCAGCCACACCUACGCUUCGCAUACGAAUUACUUAAAUGGGAAGAGCUCCAGUAUCAACUACAGGGAAGCCGAUCUGGCAUCAAGAGGGAGCUUGAGUGGGGGGCUAUUGCCCGCGAAGUUGCCCUCAUGAACCAGCCAUACGUACGAUAG
This is a messenger RNA of Grosmannia clavigera kw1407, 2139 nucleotides long. RefSeq names its product protein tyrosine phosphatase. Gene Ontology annotation, molecular function: protein tyrosine/serine/threonine phosphatase activity. NCBI's taxonomy places the organism in Eukaryota, Fungi, Ascomycota, Sordariomycetes, Ophiostomatales, Ophiostomataceae. Gene Ontology annotation, biological process: nuclear DNA replication; protein dephosphorylation. The transcript has 2 exons. The record is from RefSeq and is a predicted model, not a curated record. The coding region runs from base 1 to 2139 and encodes 712 amino acids.